UGUAUGUCCAAGGAAAGUUAUCUGGAAUCAUAGGUCUUGCUGCAUCACUUAUAAAGACCUUUUCCAAGUUAUGCAUCCGUCUUUAGCUCCUCACCUGCACAGCGAUUGUUUACAAAUUAUAGAAGAGCUGCAUCGUUGUCACGAAGAGGUACGUCCUCCUUUUCCCAUGAAAACUUAAAAUGAAUUACGUAACAGGCAUUCAUAUUGUUGAUAUUUUUUUGUGUGUAAAAUCAAAAAUAUAUAUUUCAUUUACUCCUAUAUAUUUAUCUCUAUUUUGCAGCAUCCCUUUCGAAAGUUCGUCGGAAUGUGUAACGAUAUUAAACGGACUCUUAAUGCGUGCUUGAAAGAAGAGGUGAGGUUACACUGGUAAUUUUGUACAAACGUGCAAUGUUUUGUGUUUCUGUUUUAUACUUCCUUCAGAUUUUUGCGAGUUCUCUUGGCUGCCAUGCCCACAAACUUAAGUGAUAAGUUUUCUGUCCAGGAAUAAAUUGAACUUCAGUAAUGUGUAUUUUUGUGUGGUACAGACUAUGAGAUUAGUUUAAUCAGUGUCGUAGUUACCAUGGCUAGACUACAGAUUACAAGCCCACUUUUAACUAUCUACUAAACGAGUCAAUUCGUUUGGCUUGUUUGCUUCUUUGUUAACAGAAAAAGGCACACUGUUUAUUCAUCAUCCUUUCAUUCACUGCCCAGCCAAACAAGCCACUACAUAUAGAGAUCUUAGGCGCAAUGUGCACAUAAAUCAUUCCUCAUUCUUUCAUCCACUGCCAAACAAGCCACACAAAUCAAACAAGCCACUACAUAUAUAGACCUUAGACAGGGUUUGAGCCAGGCCGCACCAUUGCGCCAAUCCCGCACUGCAAUUGAAAUUGUCCCUUAAAAAAAUGGUCAAGGGGACAAUUUGUCGCCUUCAAAAUUUAGGGAAAAAACUCGAAAGGAAGCACACACGAAGAGUUUUAUCUCGGUACAGAAAUUGCAAGCUAAAACAGAAUGUGGAAAGUAUAUUUUCUUGCACAUUUAAAGUUCAUUCUAAAGUCAUGUUUCAGUCACACUUUACUGAACACGUACGUCUCAUGCUCAACCAAGUGUGGUGAAUGCACGUGGCAAUCUUUACUACGCUUUUCACAAACAUGCAAACUCAAAAGUUCAAAAGCCACCUUCACAAUUACGUUUUUCACUGCCCUCAAUCAUAAUUACGAUCACAAGCAACGAACCUUGAAACACAGAAACACACGAAACGGAUUGAAAUCCACCAAUCACAAAUCACAAACCAUGACCUUUUGAACCCGUGAAAGUAAAGUUUUGUUUCCUAAGAGUUCCGUUAAGAUGAUUGACGGCAGCGAAAAACGCAAUCGUCAGUUGGCUUUUGAACUUCAAAAUUCGCAUGUUUGUGAAAAGUGCAGUAACAUGUCACAUCGAAAACGUGUGCAAACAUUAGAAAGCUUUUUCGCUCGGAAUCAAAGCCAGAGUGAAUCAGAAAAAAAUGAUACAGAAGAAGAACAGUGUAUUAAUCGGGAAGAAACGAAUGAGGAUCGAAGGAAACCGAAAAAAUCACGAACUUUCCUGAAAACUUGGUUGCAAGAUCACACAUGGUUGCACUAUGAAAAAGAGGCGAUGUUCUGCUAUUUUUGUCAGAAAUCUAAGAAGACAAACCCCUUUGCAACAGCAGAAGGGUGUACAAAUUUUAGAACCUCAACUCUGCAGCAACUCUUUUCUACAGCCCUUGAUGUUUGAGCUAGAACCAACUGAAGAAUUAGUACAUUUACGUUUACCAGUGAUUAAGAAAGGAAUUGAAGUUUACAAGGCGAUGCCGGGAUGAGAUUCUGCUGUGUAAUGUUUUGAAGUAUAAAGCAUAGUCAUUGAUCCUCUGUUUAAAUAUGGCGAGAAAAAGAAAUUUGACAUCAAUAACAACUUUUCUUUUUUGUAUCACUUUUCUUGUAUUACAAGUCUUACAAGGAUCAGGUAAAAAAAUGUUUUUGUCAGCUUGCCUGUAUGAAUGUAAAAAAAGAAAAUGUCAAAUAAAAAUUAAUAUGUCUGUCCCCCUAAAAAUGAAACUGUCCUCCAAAAUUUUUGCUAAGGGGACAAAUUGUCCCCCAGUGAUCAAAUACUAGCUCAAACCCUGCCUUAGACAUAACAUGUGUAUAAAUUAUUCCAUGUCCUUUCAUUCACUGCCAAGCCAAACAAGCCACACAAGUCAAACAAGCCACUAUAUUUAUAGACCUUAGACGUAAUGUGCACGUUAAUUAUUUUUACUUUCAUCUGCUGCCUCUAGCCAAAUAAUCCACUACAUGUAUAAAACUUAGACAUAACUUGCAUAAAAAUUAUUUCUUGUUCUUUCAUUGACUGUUGAGCCAAACAAGCCAAAAACGCAAAAGGAGCCACUACAAAUAUAGACCUUACACAUAACUCAAUCAAACUGUUCCCCAUUCUUUCAUCCGCUGCUGAGCCAAAUGAGCCAAACAAGCUACAAAAUACAUAGCCCUAAGAAUUAAGGCAUAAAUUCAGUAUUCCUUUCUUUUUUUUUUUGCUGACCCAAAUGAGCAUUUAGAUAUAUGCUCCUGUAAAAGUGCCCCUGUAGUGUGUAGUUACUCUGUUACCUUAACCCUUUAACUCCCAAGAUCUCAUCAGUAAUUCUCCUUACUAUCUCCCAUACAGUUCUUGUGAUGUUAGUUUGUGGAAUUUGGUGUAAGAUCAACUUAUAAUCCCCUAACUGAUAUUCUUCUCUAUUCUCAUCACCUGUCUGCUUGAUACUGUAUUGAUAUUGUAAGGAGAAAUUCUGUCUUGGUCACUUAUGGGAGUUAAAGUGUUAGUAUGUUUGUGAAUAAACCUUAUGUACGACUGGAGUUUUUUCAACCUUAAAAAAUUUUUCCUUACAGGAUUUGAGAAGACGAAGAAAAAACUUGGAAGAGUCAAGAAGAAGAAGAAAGUCCAUGCAAGAAUUUUAUGCAGAAGAAAAAUGAUUCACCAUUGUGAAGAAUGAAAAGGCUUGAAGGAGUGAACUGGUUUGGAGAAAUGCAUUGAGCUCUGAAAUGGUCUACAUGGAAAAUGUAACUCUGAAGUGAGUCAAAUGUUAUGUGGUGUACAGAAGCCAACAGGACUGUCGUGAAAACAUUUUGAUGAAGUGAUGUAUCUGCCUCAAAUAUGGGUAAUCGGACACUUCCAUCAUCUUUCAAGGGUGUUUUUUUCAAUUGUUUAUGACUUUUCGAAUGUAAUUUUUCCUUCCAAUCUCAAGAUAGCAAUGGCUCAGAUGAAGAAUGUCAAAUAAGUGCUUGAACCCUUAACCCCUAAGAGUGACUAACAUCUAAUUUCUCCUUACAAAAUUACUCAUAAAUCAAACAUUAAGGUCAUGAGAAUGAAGGAGAUGAUCACCAACUAAAGAAGCUCUUGAUUGUUGAACAAAUUCUCCUCAUCAGCACCUUAGGAAAUGUCUUGAGAGUAGUAUGGAGAAUAUGCAUACUGAUGUUAGGGAGUAAAGGCUGAAAGAACUCUGGUCACAAAAGCAGUUUGUGCAAGUACAAGGACCCAUGGGUGAGUUCAAAGCCUCACAGAGGAUUCCAGAUUAACCCUUUACGUCCUAGCAUCAAUGUGAGUUUCUCUAUACUGUUCUCUAUGCAUUUCCCAAGGUGCUGACAAGGAGAAUUUGUUGAACAAUCCAGAGCUUUCAUGACCUUAAUGUGUGAUUCAGUAGUGGUUCUGUAAGGUGAAAUAAGAUGCUGAAGCUUGGUUUACAAAGGAUUUUUCGCCUAUUAUCAUAAAAUACUGUCAAUCUCUUGUAAGGACAGGCUUGUACUGCUAAGGUCCAAAGUUAACCGUGGUGUUAGGGAAGCAUGUACUAUACCACUAUACCAUCCCUCCCUGAGAUUACUGUCAGAGUCCUGUCUAUGGAGUCAAAAAAGACAAAGAAGUCUUCAUUGUGUCAAGCCACUGUUGGUUCCUUGUUGCCCUUCUGAGGUCCAAAAUUAGAUCACAAGGAGUGUAGCUACAGUCCUAGACUGGACUACAUGCAGUUCUUCCUCUUUGGUGAAGUCUUUCAUGCGAGUUAAACGAAAGAUAUCAUCAAGGCCUGCUUCUUGUUUACCUCAAUCCCAGAGUUCUGUGCAACAUGCUAACUUCAAUCCUUUUCCCAAUGAUUUCGUUUGACUCGUGGGAUGGACUUUACUAAAAAGGAGCCACUGCUCAUAGUUUAAUCCCAAACACAUUGGUUGAGACAUUUGCUGCCUUCGCAGUCCUUUUCAAAGUUUGUUCACAUAACUACUGUGUUACAAACUGGUUAUUUACAAUAUUGGUAUAGGAAGAGAGGUAAAAAAACGAAAUUAGUGGAGUUCCAAAGAGAAGCCCCAGCUGGCUAUUUCUGAGAGUGUAGUAUUUUUAUAGGGGUGGGGGUGGGGCACAUCGACGGAUUUCAUGAAAUGGCUCAGACCGCUGCCUUUCCCUGUGUACUAGCGGGCUCGUGUUCUCGCAGCGAGAAGGAACAGGAAAUGAAGUAUCUGACGCUAAAAGAGAUGUCAAGCCUAAUUACAAAGUUUUUUUUAAUUGAAAGAAAAUUACAAGGUUUAUAUACUUGAAAGAAGGGGGGAUUGUCAUUCAUAGUUACGCCCAUGGGAUUCAUUUAUCCUCGAUAAGAUGUUCGCGAGCUGGUGUUCAAGUAGCCUGUUCUAGGCUCUCAGUCAGAGAAAACGAGCGGAAAAGCGCGCGAAAUAUGACGUUCGAAAAGUAAACUGGAACGCAUCCUACGCAAGUGCCUGCUCCAUUUUUUGCGCAUUAAAUGAUUUUCCUACUAAUGGCAUUGCGAAAUGCUAACUGACUUUAAAAUCUAACACAACCGGAC
Messenger RNA from Pocillopora meandrina, 4825 nucleotides. Lineage: Eukaryota; Metazoa; Cnidaria; Anthozoa; Scleractinia; Pocilloporidae. The record is from the annotation of a GenBank genome assembly.